AUGCCUCAUGGAACUCACUAUUGCCGUUCUGUGUUCACCAAGCCCAGGAAGCCCUCUCCCCACCCUGCUGAUAACUGCAACCAUGCCUUGCCUGUGAGGGAUACCAAUGAGGAUGUGGGGGAUUAUCUCCCCAAUGAAUACAGCAAGAUCACUGAUGCAAAAUUGGUUUGGGCAAAGCCUGGGGUUCCCAAGCAUUGGGACAGAAACCAGAUGCCCCCUAAUGUGCCUGGAAGGGUGUGGGAAUGGCAGGAAGAAGAUAAUUACUGGAAGCUCGACAUGGCAAAGAGGGAGGGCCACCCUGAUACUCUUGUGUUGUUAUGUGACCACAUGUUCUGCAUCAACACAGCUGGGACACAUGGGUGUGUGGAGAUGAGUUUGGCACAGAUAGAGGCAGCUGGAGGUAUUGCAUGUGUGAAGUGCUGCAAGGAUCAAGGAAUGUGUGCUCCUCCUUAUAAUUAUCAUGGCUCUCUGCCAGUCUGGUCAUUAGGGCCAGUGCAUGCUGAUCCAGUCAUCAUGAUCAUGGCGCACUGGCAGGAAUCUGGCAAGCAUAGUAUGUCAGACUUGUCAUCCAAGAUAGUCCAGGCCUAUCUUGGUGAGAUGUAUAUGUCACAGCGACUGGCACAACAUGCAUGCUAUGUUGACAUAGUGCUGUCAGAACAUGGUGCAACAUGGUCUGCUGAUGACCAGCCAUCCAGACAGGCAGAUGGAAUGCGGCUCAUAUGUGCCCACAUUGCUGACUUGGUGAACAAGGCCAAGGCACUGUAA
Messenger RNA from Dacryopinax primogenitus, 765 nucleotides. RefSeq lists its product as uncharacterized. Lineage: Eukaryota; Fungi; Basidiomycota; Dacrymycetes; Dacrymycetales; Dacrymycetaceae. The record is from RefSeq and is a predicted model, not a curated record. The transcript has 4 exons. Bases 1 to 765 code for a protein of 254 amino acids.